Rana temporaria (common frog) is the source of this 2014-nucleotide messenger RNA. RefSeq names its product coagulation factor X (gene F10). Gene Ontology annotation, biological process: blood coagulation; proteolysis. The coding region runs from base 263 to 1675 and encodes 470 amino acids. The record is from RefSeq and is a predicted model, not a curated record. Gene Ontology annotation, molecular function: calcium ion binding; serine-type endopeptidase activity. The transcript is spliced from 8 exons. Gene Ontology annotation, cellular component: extracellular region. Lineage: Eukaryota; Metazoa; Chordata; Amphibia; Anura; Ranidae.
UUGUUCAGAAAUCGCCAUCUCCAUGUAGUCCUUUCCUUUCCAUUGCAAUGGGUGUCUUCUAAACAAAACAUUUAGGCUGUCAAUGGCUUCUAAUGAUAUGUGACUUUAACAGAGGGGACUGUCCGCUUUCUUUUCAGUAUUUUGUUCUCAGGGCAGGAAUUUCCUAAUUUCCCUUAGCAAGCUGCAGCUUGAACUCGUGACUCUCAUUGUCACAUCAGCUACACAAAGAGAAUAGAAAGAUUUCAUUAAAUAAGAUCACAGCAUGGCUGGACAGACAUACCUGAUCAUUCUUACAUUUCUACCUGUCGUUCUCCUGGAACAGCCACAGAAUGUUUUUGUGAAUCAUGACACGGCACACAGCAUUUUGGGGAGGUUCAAGCGAGCAAAUUCAUUUUUUGAAGAAGUUAAACCGGGAAAUCUGGAAAGAGAGUGUCGUGAGGAAACCUGCAACUACGAGGAAGCUCGGGAGAUUUUUGAGAAUAAUGAGAAAACGCAAGAAUUCUGGAACAUAUAUCACGAUGGAGACCAGUGUGAUCCUAAUCCUUGUUUUUAUGGUGGGUCUUGUAAAGAUGGAAUUGGUGGAUUCACAUGUCUCUGUAAUGCCGGCUUUGAGGGCAAGAAAUGUGAAACUGUUAUCCUAAAAAUGUGCAGCCUAAGCAAUGGUGGCUGUGAACAGUAUUGCAAAGUGGAGAACAGAGAGGUAAUCUGUUCUUGUACCACUGGCUAUACCCUUGCAGAUGAUGGCAAAUCCUGCAUUUCAAGUGAGAGCUAUCCCUGUGGAAAAAGAGCAGCAAUGCCAAGAUCCAAGAGGUCAGUCACUGAGGAAGUGGAAAAGGAUGCCUCUCAUAAGGCAAACAAUAGCAUGAGUCCUGCCGACUCUAUAACACCUAACAGCAGCAACCAAAAAGAAGUUGUAUCAACUGCCUUUCCAGAUUAUGAUCUGGACUUUGAUAAGUCGGGAAGAAUUGUGGGUGGAAGAGAUUGUAAACUUGGUGAAUGUCCAUGGCAGGCUCUCUUGAUAAGUGAAGAAAAUGAGCCCUUUUGUGGUGGAACAAUCCUGUCCAGACAGUUUAUCCUUACUGCAGCUCACUGCAUGAAUCAGACCAAAUACUUCAAAGUUGUUGUUGGAGAGGUUAACACACUAAAGAAUGAUGGCACUGAAUCUACACACAAGGUUGAGAAGAUAAUUGUUCAUCCAAAGUUUGUUAGGGCCACUUAUGAUUUUGAUAUUGCUGUAGUGAAGCUAAAAGAGGCCAUUAACUACACCGAUAAUAUCAUUCCGGCUUGCCUUCCUGAUCCUGACUUUGCAGAUGAAGUAUUGAUGACCGAGAGGCAGGCCAUGGUGAGCGGAUUUGGACGUCUUUUUGAGCGAGGGGUUCAGGCUACAAAGCUCCAGAUGCUUAAUGUUCCCUAUGUGGACAGGCAGACUUGUAAAGAGUCUAGUAAGUUUAAAAUCACAGAUAACAUGUUCUGUGCUGGUUACGACAAGGAGGUGAAAGAUGCUUGUCAGGGAGACAGUGGUGGCCCACACGUCACCCCAUACAAAGACACGUACUUUGUGACUGGUAUCGUUAGCUGGGGGGAGGGCUGUGCACAGCAAGGCAAGUAUGGUGUUUACACCAAAGUAUCAAAAUUAAAUAAAUGGCUUAAAGGGGUGUUCAAAAGACAUCAGUAAUUUAAUUUAAUGUCUACUGCUCCAUCAAAAGGUCAUUAAAACAAAAUCUGAUUUAUAUAAAAAGCUAUUCAUUAACAUACACCUAAAUACACAUACAGGUUCUCAAACUUUGAUACAACUGCACAUAAUCCAAGUUGAUUUGACAUUUGCUGUUUUGAUAGCUUAUUCCAGCAUACUGUCUUAUGUUAUCAGCAUGGGCUUAAUUAAAUUCCUCUUGGCUUUGGUGCCAAGUCUGUGCCUCUCUCAUCUUGUACAAACCACUGUGUAGACCUUUGGUUAAUAGUUGUACAAAACUGCAUAGGCAUAAAGAGUUCUCAUUCUUAAGAGUACUAACCCAUA